CAGGGACCCCGACCGUCAUGUUAAGGUAAAGCAGCGGAGCUCGGUGCUGAACAUGCUAAGGAGGCUGGACAAAAUCAGGUUCAGAGGUCACAAGAGAGACGACUUCCUCGAUCUCGCAGAGUCUCCAAACGCCUCGGAUACCGAAUGUGGAGACGAAGUGCCCCUGAAGAUCCCUCGGACCUCGCUCCGGGACAGCGAGGAGCUGCGGGACCCUGCUGGUCCAGGGACCCUCAUCAUGGCUGCAGGAGUCCAGGACUUUAACCGCACAGAGUUUGAUCGACUGAAUGAGAUCAAAGGUCACCUGGAAAUUGCCUUAUUGGAAAAACACUUCUUACAGGAGGAGCUCCGGAAGCUGCGUGAAGAAACCAACGCAGAGAUGCUGCGGCAGGAGCUGGACCGAGAGCGGCAGCGGAGGAUAGAGCUGGAGCAGAAGGUGCAGGAGGUGCUGAGGGCCAGAACGGAGGAGCAGACGGCUCAACCACCACCGAAGGGGCAGGCCCCAGCCAGCAACGGAGCAGACCGCCGGAGCCAGGGGCUGUCCUCUCGUGCCCAGAAGUGGUUCUAUGAGAAGUUUGGGGCGUAUGUGGAGGACUUCCGCUUCCAGCCUGAGGAGAGCACUGUGGAGGCGGAGGAACCGCUCAGCGCCCGCAGGUUGACUGAGAACAUGAGACGCCUGAAGCGUGGUGCCAAGCCCGUCACAAAUUUCGUGAAGAACCUCUCUGCCUUAUCUGACUGGUACUCUGUCUACACGUCUGCCAUCGCCUUCACCGUGUACAUGAAUGCCGUGUGGCACGGCUGGGCCAUCCCCUUGUUCCUGUUUCUAGCAAUUCUGAGGUUAUCCCUCAAUUACCUCAUCGCCAGGGGCUGGAGGAUACAGUGGAGCAUUGUGCCAGAGGUGUCUGAAGCCGUGGAACCUCCCAAGGAAGACCUGACGGUGUCUGAGAAAUUCCAGCUAGUGCUGGAUGUUGCCCAGAAAGCCCAGAACCUUUUUGGCAAGAUGGCUGACAUACUGGAGAAGAUCAAGAACUUGUUUAUGUGGGUCCAGCCCGAGAUCACGCAGAAGCUGUAUGUGGCGCUGUGGGCCGCCUUCCUGGCCUCCUGCUUCUUCCCCUACCGCCUGGUGGGGCUCGCCGUGGGACUCUAUGCGGGCAUCAAGUUUUUCCUCAUUGACUUCAUCUUCAAACGCUGCCCAAGGCUACGGGCCAAGUAUGACACCCCCUACAUCAUCUGGAAGAACCUCCCCACAGACCCCCAGCUCAAGGAACGUUCCAGCACCGCCAUGUCUCGAAGGCAGCCACAGACAACCUCAUCACGGAGCUACGUGUCCAGCGCACCAGCUGGCCUGAGUAAAGAGGACGACGCCGGGCGCUUCCACAGCACCAAGAAGGGCAAUUUCCAUGAGAUCUUCAACCUAACUGAGAACGAACGUCCAUUGGCGGUGUGUGAGAACGGCUGGCGCUGUUGCCUGAUAAACAGAGACCGCAAGAUGCCCACAGACUACAUCAGGAACGGGGUGCUGUACGUGACAGAGAAUUACUUGUGCUUCGAAAGCUCCAAAUCUGGAUCUUCAAAGAGGAACAAGGUCAUCAAGCUGGUGGACAUCACCGACAUCCAGAAGUACAAGGUCCUGUCUGUCCUCCCAGGCUCAGGUAUGGGGAUUGCUGUAUCGACGCCAUCAACCCAGAAACCACUUGUGUUUGGUGCCAUGGUACACAGAGAUGAGGCCUUCGAGACCAUUUUCAGCCAGUACAUGAAGAUCACUUCAGCAGCAGCGUCCGGUGGAGACAGCUAGUAUUGGCUUCUUGGGACAUGCUGGAAUUUUUUUUUUUUUAAUAAUUUGAUAGUGGAAAAAAUGGACAUCCUCAUGAUCUUUUGCAAUAAUUCUCCUCGACCAGUGGUUUUUAUUAUGUUGAUACCUGCAUUUUAUGGACCAUGAAGGGCCGGGACCCCCAGGACAGAGGGGGGGGCCCCCUGAUGGCGCUGAUGGACACCUAUGGACACGGGAGGACAGAGGAGCCUUGGGGCCUGUUGGGAGGAGGCUAUGUGGCCCCCACCAUUCUCCAUCUCAGCCCAGAUUGAGAGACCGAAUUGAAGACCCCCAAGAGGCUCUCGUGACCCUACAUCCCCUGCUCUCCCGAGGCUGAAGCUUUUCCACCACCAAAGCCAUAGCUGAGGAGUGCUAUGGUCAGUAAGAUGGCAGUCAGGAGUAAUCCAGAGGCCGCUUCGCCAACCUCCGAGAAAUGGGCUGUGACUCUUCCCCUCCUCCAGCAAAACUCUCCAGCUGGGGCUGCCCUCGGCAGGAGCAGCGUCACUAAACAUGCCCUGCACUCCCCUUUCAUGGGAGCGUGAAGGCUGCAAAUAGGGCCCCCUGCCUCUCGCUCCCCCUCAGAGCUGGGCAUGUUGGGUGACACCUUUCUCUGGCCAGCACCUCAGUAUCCAGGCCUGGCCCAGCACCUGCAUGGGCCGCCUGCCCAUCUUGGCCUCAUGCCGGCCAGGGAGGUCUGCAGUUGGUGACCCAAAAUGGUCCAGAGUGGUAAAGCACAUCUUUUUAACACUUUGCUCUUUGGAGAGGUGCAGAGAACACCCGCAAAGGCUUUGGAGGUGCUGUGAGCUUCAGCGGCCUUCAGAUGAAAACCAGCUACAGCCGGGGCUGGCUCUUGGCUUCCAGGCUGCAGCCACUUGGGUGGUUGGGGGGCAGGGGGUGGGAAGGAGGGUACCAACCCAUACUGACCCUUGCUGCAGAUGCCCUUCCCCUGUGGGCUGUCAGGGAAGCUUGGAGGUCCCUCUGCUUUAGAAGCCCAUGGGCAGAGGCCUGGGGCCAGCACUGACAGUAUUGCCUGCCCCGGUGUGCAGGGUGAGCUGUUCCUCCACAGCCCUGGCACUGCACAGGGAAGCCAGGCUCCCAGAGAACUGGGCUGUGAAGGAGGUUGGAGAGAGCCUCUUGCAGGCCAGUCUGUUCUGGAACCUCUGUGUCAGGUGUGGAGUGAGGAGCAGGGCUGCCUCGGGUUCUGGACAGGCCUGCGGUUCCCCGGAGGUGCAGCCAUCUUGGUCUGCACACCUCUAGGGCAGGUUACUCCAGUUCCCUCAGCUUGUCCUGAGUCUUUUGGGUGUUGUUGAGAUUGUUUUUUGAAGAAACAGAAGAUUAUAUUUUUUACAGAGAGCAAGCUGUUUUUCUUAUUUUUGUAUCAUUUUUCAGAUGUAAUUUUUACCUUUGCUCUGAUCCUCAUUUGCUGGUUUGGGUGAGAGAUCUGAUGGCCCAAGAUACCCUCUUUGUGGGGACUGCAGGGUCACACACUGGUACCAGGGGCUUUGGGGAAGCCGCGCCGGCCAGCCAGGUUAAGCACACUUCCCACCCCAGAUGGUGCCACCCCCACAGCUCCCGGCCACAUGGGUGUCAGUGCUCCAGGUCACCGCAUGUCAUCCUUUCCUAAGUGAAGGCAGAACCCCGGCUCUGGCCUCUAUACUGGACCAGCUGUCUCUGGUGCACGGGAAGGGGGAACAGGGCGCACCCCACUGGACCCCCAUCUGUGCCCAGGGCAAGGCUGGGUGGGCCCUGACCUGUCCCCAGCAAAUGGCUGUGGGGUGGGGUGAUACCUGUAGCUGAUGAGCAAAACCUUCUCUGGGGCCCCGGCAGUGCUCAAGUGUAGCUCUUGGGGACCUUGGUGUCAGUGAGUGCCUCUUUAAGUGCACUGGGAUUCUGUCCCCCAGCACAGUUCCCUGUGGCAGGAUGGGGCUUCUCCACAGAGUGGGCUGGUAGUUUGAGUCCCUUUUGAGGAGAAAGGGAGAUGAAAACUGACCACAAGCCGGGCUGGCCGCAGGCUGCGAGCUGCACAGCUGGGGUCUGCAGGAGCACAGCGGCAGGAGAAGCUGUAGUUUUUAUUGAAGUGUGUAAAUCUGGGCAGAUGUUUAAUUUCUAUGACUAAUCACUGAACUACAAUGAAUGUUAAAUUUUUUAUGUCUGAAGCCUGAGUCUAUUUUCGAUCUGUAAAUAAUCAUUGCCAGUGUGACUUGUUCAAAAAAAGGAUUGUACUGUAUGAAGAACCCAUGAGAAAGAAAGCCCUGUAACAUUUUUUUAAGAAAACUUUGUUUAAAGAAGUCUUGUAUAAAUUAUAAUUUUUAUUUAAAUAAACCUAAAAUGCUUUGUGCUAAGG
Molecule: messenger RNA, 4151 nt
Organism: Otolemur garnettii (small-eared galago)
Lineage: Eukaryota; Metazoa; Chordata; Mammalia; Primates; Galagidae
Gene: GRAMD4
Product: GRAM domain containing 4
Exons: 18
Coding region: 53-1792 (579 amino acids)
Biological process (GO): apoptotic process; negative regulation of toll-like receptor 9 signaling pathway
Source: RefSeq, a predicted model, not a curated record